Drosophila innubila is the source of this 2907-nucleotide messenger RNA. RefSeq lists its product as uncharacterized. Gene Ontology annotation, molecular function: sequence-specific DNA binding. The transcript has 3 exons. Lineage: Eukaryota; Metazoa; Arthropoda; Insecta; Diptera; Drosophilidae. Gene Ontology annotation, cellular component: P granule; nucleus. The record is from RefSeq and is a predicted model, not a curated record. Gene Ontology annotation, biological process: male meiotic nuclear division; spermatogenesis; piRNA processing. The coding region runs from base 23 to 2743 and encodes 906 amino acids.
UAAGCGGUCUAGAGGAGAAUUCAUGAAGCAGCAGAAAGAUAAUAAACCGAGUGCCUUUAUUUUAUUUGUGCAAGAAUGGCGCAAAAGCAGGAGUACGAAUCUGCAAUGGGAUAUAUGCAUUCACCUUGCGGGUCCCGCUUGGAAGAACAUGACGUUGGAGGAUCGACAACCCUAUAUAAAUAAAGCGCUUCAGUUGCGCACGAUCACUACAGGGAAUGAGAUAUACACUGCUGAAGAGCGGAUUGAUAUCGGUCCAGAGCAGAAGCUCCGCUCCAUGCAACAACAAAUAGAAGAGCUGGUGCGAGACAGUGUCGAACGGAAAGAAUUGAAGACCCACAACUAUUAUUUUGUGACCGUUAAUUACUUUGCCAAGGACAUCUACACUCCCGCAGAGCUAGCCAGUGCUGAAUUUUCUCUGCAGGAAGGUGUCCAGAAUGUCUAUCACACUCUUAUCAAUCCUGGCUCUGCUGUCUACGGUUCCCUGUCUGAGACCCAGGAACAUGCGAAUGCCACACAUCAGUUACCUGUACCACCAAAUGCGCUGGGCAAUGAAGAUAUUGAAGGAGUUUACGCCAACUUAUUGGAUUUUGUGCGGACAGGACUUGUCUUCACGCUGCAGGAUCAUUUACAAAUUGUCAACAAUGCUCUCAAGUUUCUUAGGGGGGGUGUGGCCAGUCAGCUGAAAGUUUACCCUAUAGAAUAUCUGUUCUACUUUUUGAAGAAAGUGACUUCUCAAGAGUCUAUGCAUAUAAGAGAUGUGCAAUUUCAACUGGAUCGACAUGAACUACUCCCGAAUAUCAGUUGUGAGUUCCAUGAGCAACGUGGUCUUAUCAAUCAUUGUGCUAAAUCUCUUGUCACACGAUGGGCAUUCAAGUUUGCCGAGAAUUUAUGCUUGGAUUUGGAUAUUACAAUGCGUCCGAAUCGUCACAUUCCAGGCAACUUAAUAAUAUGUAAAAAAGAAAAGGAAGAAGAAUCAAACUAUCCACCUAUAAAAGUAGAACCAAUAAUUAACGAACAUCAGUUUAACCCAGACGUGUUGGAUGCACUUAAUAGCCUUGAUUGGGAUAAUAUUUUUGAGGAUGAUGAUUGCUUGGAUUCGGACUCUAGUAGUAACGAGGAACCGGAAAUUGCUACGGACUGUUAUAAGACUAUGCAAGCUGAAGACAGCACAGAAGAUGGAGAGAUUUCGUCAGAUAUAGAAUUUAUUGAUAUAGUUCCAGCACCGCCAACGUCUGUAUGCAUUGCUGAAGAGACCUUAUUUUCGAGACAAUCUGAACCGCAGGACAAUAAGAAUAAUUACGAAAAAAAUUAUGAAAGCCACAAACAUACCGCUAUAAACAACCACAUGAUUACUUUAGAAAACCCUCUGAAAAACAUUGAAUCAGCGAAAAAUGUAUAUCAAAAAAGGAGCAUCUCCCCCAAAAGAAUUUCUACAAGGAAAAGUGUCGAAUUCCACCGUGGAAAAUGUAUAUCACCUAAAAGGCGCAAUGAAUCAGAAAGUUCUGAAAAUAGACAUAGUAAAAGAAUCGGUUUCCCUAGUUUAAUAAGAAGAAAUCGUUGGCGUUCUAGAUCACGCUCACGAAGUCGUGUCGCAUCACGCCAUAGAAAAUGUUUAUCACCUAAGAGGCGCGAUGAAUCAGAUAGUUCUCAAAAUAGAUAUCGUACAAGAAUCUGUUCACCUAGAUCGAAUAGAGAAAAUUGUUGGCGUUCUAAAUCACGGUCACGAGGUUGUGUCGGAUCAAACCAUAAAAAAUGUUUACCACCUAAGAGGCGCGAUGAAUCAGAUAGUUCUCAAAACAGACAUCGUAAAAGAAUCUGUUCACCUAGAUCGAAUAGAGAAAAUCGUUCGCGCUCUAAAUCACGCUCUCGAAGUGGUAAUAACCAAGGAGGACACAGACAAUCCAGCUCUAAAAAUCGAAAUAUUUCUCCAAAUCGAUUCGGAGUUAAUAAAGUUUCACACGACGGAAGUGUUUCACCCAAAAGCAGACGUAGAGAUUAUAUCAGAUUGGGUCGCAUUCCCUCAUAUAGUCCGAGCAGAAGAACCAGAGAGCGAGUGUCACAUGUGAAUCCUUCAAGUCCGAAGAGACAUUCCCCCCACCAAUAUUUUAGAAGUAGCAGUCGACUCUGUGAACAAAAAUCAAAUUCGCCUGAGAUAUCAUAUAGACGUAAUGGAAAAUAUGUUACCAAAAGACAUUAUUCCCGAGAAAAUUCUACUACGGAUAACAUAAUAGAAACUACAGACAAGCAUACUAGUACACCUCCAAGUAUCACUUUACCCAAUGAUACACUUCGAAAAUCGUGUUCACAAUUAGUUGAAAGUCAAGAAUCAAUUUCAACAAUUAUUACGACGGGUAGUGGUAAAAGAGUGGAGGAAACAUCUCAUCAAAGACCGGUAUCAAUACCAACAUUAAUAGGUCGAGCUACACACCAUUAUGAGCCAAUCAAUACUUAUAAAUAUGGGACUCCACCAAGAACUUAUUAUGAUGAGAAUGGGCAACAUGAACCCUUAUUACUACCUCAUGAUUUGCGCCACCGAUUGGGAAUGGCAAGGUCCAAUUAUAUCUCGCCGUAUGACUUGCGUUGUCGAAUACAAGAACGACAGUUCUUUUUACCCCAAAGUGAGACGGUCGGUUAUUCCCAGGAACAAUUCCUCGACUAUGGAAACAAUCGACCGACCUGGGUUAGUUUCCAAUUGUCGCAAUGGCACAAUGGAUACGAUAACUUUGUACCCAACCCUUACUAAUAGAUAUAAGAAAUGUCCCUCUAGGGUUAUAAGCUGCAUUUUGUAUCAAUUUGAAAAAAUUAUUAUUUUUUUUUUGAAUAGUUUAUAUAUAAAAUCUACAUUGUAGAUGUAGUAAAUAAGUAUUAUCGAAUUACAUUGGUAUUACCUUUAUUCUGUUUAAUGUA